GUGGCCUGGUGCACUUGCACGAACAAGCACUCAUGGUGUGGUGCUUGCGCGCCUAAUUAUUGACAAAAAAGAUUAUGGUAUUCAUUCAUUCAUUGUGCAAUUACGUGAUGAAGGACAUAAACCUAUGCCAGGCAUUGAAAUUGGAGAUAUUGGACCAAAAUAUGGAUUUAAUCAUAUUGAUAAUG
Messenger RNA from Racocetra persica, 185 nucleotides. NCBI's taxonomy places the organism in Eukaryota, Fungi, Glomeromycota, Glomeromycetes, Diversisporales, Gigasporaceae. The record is from the annotation of a GenBank genome assembly.